Molecule: messenger RNA, 1613 nt
Organism: Mytilinidion resinicola
Lineage: Eukaryota; Fungi; Ascomycota; Dothideomycetes; Mytilinidiales; Mytilinidiaceae
Product: Choline/ethanolaminephosphotransferase
Exons: 6
Coding region: 80-1309 (409 amino acids)
Biological process (GO): phospholipid biosynthetic process
Cellular component (GO): membrane
Molecular function (GO): phosphotransferase activity, for other substituted phosphate groups
Source: RefSeq, a predicted model, not a curated record
CCUGUACCCUCUCUCACCACCUUCCCUCCUCGCAUUGCUAACUACGACUAUUUGAUCUGUAUUGUAGCAGUCAUUCACGAUGGUUUACAUCCGACAGGACAAGCUCCCGAGGCUCAAAGAGUACAAGUACUCGGGAGUCGACCAUAGCCCUGUGUCCAAGUAUAUUAUGAAGCCGUUCUACAACAAUGUAGUCAUCAAGUGUUUCCCUUUAAGUAUGGCGCCGAACUUGAUCACCCUUACCGGCUUCAGCUUCGUCAUUGCCAAUUUCCUCACCCUCCUGUGGUACACACCUGGCCUGGACCAGGACUGCCCUCCGUGGGUGUAUGCGAGUUGGUCGAUAGGACUAUUCCUAUACCAAACAUUUGAUGCGGUCGAUGGCACACAGGCCAGGAGGACAGGCCAAAGUGGGCCUUUGGGCGAGCUGUUCGAUCAUGGUGUCGACGCUCUCAACACAACUCUUGAAUGUCUGAUAUUCUCCGCCUGCAUGAACUUGGGCCAAGGAUGGAAGUCGAUGUUGGUACUCUUCGGCUCUUCUUUGACUUUCUAUGUGCAAACUUGGGACGAAUACCACACGCAUACCUUGACUCUCGGUGUCAUCUCUGGUCCGGUCGAAGGCUUACUCAUUCUGUGCACUGUUUACGGUUUCACCGCGUACGUCGGAGGCGGGAGCUUCUGGCAGCAGUCACUGUUCCAGACCGUUGGCAUACCACACCUCAGCAUCAUCCCUGACUACAUCUACAAUCUUGCCUGGGAUGAAUGGUACAUGGUCCAAGGCGGCUCCGUUCUGGUGUUCAACACGAUCUCCAGCGCCCAGAACGUCAUGAAAGCCCGCCGCGAACGUGGUCAGAAAGCCCGUGUCGCCCUCAUUGGUCUCGCACCAUUCUUCACCGUCUGGACCCUUGUUCCCAUCUACCUGAAGCUGCAACCCGACAUCCUGCACCACCAUUUGGUCCCUUUCAUCUUCUUCAUCGGCCUCAUCAACGCCUACUCUGUCGGCCGCAUGAUCGUCUCGCACCUUACCAAGUCUCGCUUCCCCCGUGGCAACGUCCUCAUCUUCCCCCUGGCUUACGGCGUCAUCGACUCGCUGGGCCCAUUCCUGCAGCAGAAGGUAGGCUUCGGGUGGCCCAGCGCACUCGGUGACGGUACCUACCAGGUCGCCUUUGUGUUCUUGUGCCUGGGUUUUGGGAUUGGUGUUCAUGGAAGCUUCGUCGUUGAUGUCAUUUUCGCUAUUUGCGAUUAUCUAGAUAUUUGGUGUUUGACGAUCAAGUAUCCCAAGGUUGAGGGACAGGAAGCGAAGAAAGAGAAGUAGGUUGCGUAGAAGAGUACCUUCUUGCUUUAGUUCUAUGGCGGGUAGAUUGGUCUCUAGAAAGCGGGUGAUUCUGUAAUCCGGAUGUGUGCGUUGAUUAGGGCGGAACUCUAGUGUUGGACGAGCGGGCGUUUGGUGAUUUGGCGAAUCCGAAAACCUUUCAUGGUUGGCGCUAUUGGAGGCGGUACAUUCCCUUGAAUUAGUAGAUCUCAUUAAUUAAAGAGUAUCUACUCGUUGUUAAAUGUCGAAAGCACGGCCUCAUAAUAUCAUAUCGGGGACCAGGGGCGCGACUGCAAAGCUCCGACGA